AUGGGGGUCGGUGCCCUCGGCUUACCGUGGGCAGCAGCGCGCCUGGGGUGGAUUGCAAGUGUAACAACGCUGAUGGUGUUCGCCUUUUGCAGCACCUACUCCGGGGUCCUGCUUGCGCGCUGCAGAGUAGAGCUGUAUAGAGGGGAGGGCGCUGGCGGCUAUGGUGACCUGGCCGUGCGCACCGUCGGGCCUUGCUUUGGUGCCAUCUCUCGUACCAUCAUUGUGGCCAAUUGGGGCCUGCUCCUGCCCUACUACUUGCUCACCGCAGGCAAGUCGCUCAUCUUCAUCGCGCCCAAUGCGCAAAUAUGUGAUUGGGAAUGGACGGCAAUCAUGGCGCUGGCGGUCGUGCUGCCAAUGCAGUUUACGACGCUUGUCGAAAUCUCGAGCCUGUGCGGCGCGUCGACCAUCGCCAUCAUCACCGCCAUCUGCAUCAUCAUCGCAAAGCUCUUUGUGGACGCCGCCAACAACGAGGGCGGGAGCGGCGAUGCAACGACGCAGACUACCCUGUGGCCGCCGAAGGAAACCGGCUUCAUCGACUUCUUCGGUGCGCUCACGGCGAUCGUCUUUGCGUACCAGGGACAGGACAUCUUUUGCGAGGUGAUUGCUGAAAUGCAAGACGAGCGCGACGCGCCGAAGGCGAUAUCUACCUCGUACGCCCUCAUGACGCUCACCUACAUGUUCACCGUCGUGACAGCGUAUGGCCUGCAAGGCGUCGGGGUCGAAGAUUUUCUUCCAAACUCGCUCGAGGAGGGUUGGCGAACGUCCCUCGUGGGCGGGCUCGUUGCCUUCCAUAUCCUCGUGGCGUACCUGUGCCUUGGCAUUCCCUUCAUGAACGUUAUCUACAGACUGCUCUUCCCUAAGACGCCCAUCAUCAUGGGCGGCACAGGGGCGCGCGCCCGCUGGUUCGUGUUGUCGAUCGUAGUCAUCGGCGCCUCCUUCCUUGUUGCUACCGCAGUUCCCAGCUUUGGGGCAAUCCAGUCGCUCCUUGGUGCAUUCGCCGGCGCGCCGAUUGUGUUCGGUUGGCCGCCACUCUUCUACCUGCUCGCGUGCCACCAGAAAAACAUCGAUGUCGCCGGCUUCGACAAGGUGAUGUGCUUUCUCUACCUCUGCGUGCUGCUGCCCUCCUUCUUGAUCUUCGGCGCGUGGGAUGCCAUCACCACCGUUCUUGAGGACCGAUCCGAGCACCCAGUCUUGUUCAACAAGUGCUGGACAGUCGAGCCGACCAUGUGA
This is a messenger RNA of Emiliania huxleyi CCMP1516, 1230 nucleotides long. RefSeq lists its product as hypothetical. The record is from RefSeq and is a predicted model, not a curated record. Gene Ontology annotation, cellular component: vacuolar membrane. Gene Ontology annotation, molecular function: amino acid transmembrane transporter activity. The transcript has 5 exons. The coding region runs from base 1 to 1230 and encodes 409 amino acids. Gene Ontology annotation, biological process: amino acid transmembrane transport. Lineage: Eukaryota; Haptophyta; Isochrysidales; Noelaerhabdaceae.